Myxozyma melibiosi is the source of this 669-nucleotide messenger RNA. RefSeq names its product nascent polypeptide-associated complex subunit alpha. Bases 1 to 669 code for a protein of 222 amino acids. Gene Ontology annotation, biological process: protein targeting to membrane. The transcript has a single exon. Gene Ontology annotation, cellular component: nascent polypeptide-associated complex; cytoplasm. The record is from RefSeq and is a predicted model, not a curated record. Lineage: Eukaryota; Fungi; Ascomycota; Lipomycetes; Lipomycetales; Lipomycetaceae.
AUGUCAAUCGAAGACGUUACCGAUUUGCCCGAGGAGCAGCAGGUUGCCGACGACGCCUCCUCCGUCUCCGGAGACGAGGAGAUCCCCGCCGGUGCCUCCGUCUCGGUCUACUCCCGUGGUGAGAAGAAGGCCCGCAAGGCCGUCCUCAAGCUCGGACUGAAGCCCGUCCCUGGCAUCACCCGCGUCACCCUCCGCCGCUCCAAGAACAUCCUCUUCGUCGUCUCGAACCCCGAAGUCUUCCGAUCGGUUUCUUCCGGCUGCUACAUCGUCUUUGGCGAGGCCAAGAUCGAGGACCUCAGCCAGCAGGCCAACCUCGCCCAACAACUCCAGGCUGCCAGCGCCGCCGACGCCACCGCUGAGGCCGAGACCACCGAGGCUCCCGAGGACAAGGGCAAGGGAAAGGAGAAGGCUGAGGAGGCUCCUGUCGAGGCUGAGCCCGAGGAGGAGGGUGAGGUCGACGAGACCGGACUGUUGGAGAAGGAUAUUCAGAUUGUCAUGGCUCAGGCUGCCGUCUCACGGGCAAAAGCCGUCCAGGCUUUGAAGAAGAACGACUCUGACAUAGUCAACAGGUGCGUUCAAUUGCAUUCGAUUUACAAUAUGAUGAAUUGGUUCAAUCAGGUGCUAACUACUUUUCUUUUCUUCUCUAGUAUCAUGGAGCUCACCAGCUAA